CUGCUGCUGCGGGGACGAGGAUCGCUGGACGCGGACCAUGGCGGCGGCCACGAGCAGCAACACCUCCACGCUCCAGAUGAAGCACCCCAGCAUCGAGCAUACGCGGAAACGCAUCGACCCGCGGAGGAGGCAAGCGGCGCUGUCCUUUCUCAGCAACAUUUCCCUGGACGGUCGCCCCGUGCAGGACGAUGCGGACAACCACAGUGACGAUGAGAGCUCGCUGGAGCCGAGGACUAGACACAGCCUGGUUUCCCCGGAGCGCUCGGCGUACGGUGCGGCUGCCCCCGGAGCUGGAGCCGCUGCCGCGGCUGCUGCUGCCGCGGCGGCGGCGACCACAGCCGCCCAGGCGCUCGCCUUCGCAAACCAGGCUCUGCUCUCCGGCAGCCGGACCUGCUUCGGGACGGGUCCCGCAGCUGCCCCGGCGGCGGACGGGGAGGGCGACGCUUUCCUGCCCUCCUCCUCGGCGUUCAGCUCGCCCUUCUCCGGCGUCCCAGCCUCGGCCAGGGGGAGGCUGCAGACGUACACUCAGGGAAUCCUUCCUGCCUCCUACUCCAGACAGUCCUCCCAGAACUACUGCCUGGAGGGCGGACAGAUAGCCAACUCUGCCAUAGAGCUCCAGAGGUCGAGACGAAGACUAAUCUCUCAGCGCUCUUCGCUUGAAACACUAGAAGACAUUGAGGAGAAUGCUCCUCUACGCAGAUGCCGAACCCUAUCUGGUUCCCCUCGACCAAAGAGCUUCAAGAAAGUCCACUUCAUAAAGAACAUGAGGCAACACGAUAUGCGCAAUGGAAGGAUAGUCCUUAUCAGUGGCAGAAGAUCCCUCUAUAGUGUAUUUUCUGUCCUGCCCUAUCGAGAUUGUAGCCAAGCAGGGGAUGUAAAGCUGGAAGGGGGGCGUCAGCGGCACCCGUCAGGAAGUGUCAGUGCCAAGGAGAUGGUGAUUGGACUGGAGGGGGUGGAGUUAGGAGCAGAUGGAAAGACUGUGUCCUACACCCAGUUGCUGUAUCCCACCAAUGCGCUGGGCGGUCGAAGAAACACCAUCGACUCCACCUCCUCCUUCUCUCAGUCUCGUAACGCCAGCCACCGCAGCCUCAGCUUGGGCCGAGCCAACAGCAACCAGAGCAGCAUAGACACAGGGAAUGAUUUGGCCGAAUUCCGCGAGUACGACCCCAAUCUGCUGGAUGACCCUCAGUGGCCGUGUGGAAAACACAAGCGAGUCCUCAUCUUCCCCUCGUACAUGACCACGGUCAUCGAAUACGUCAAACCGUCUGACCUCAAGAAGGACAUGAACGAAACCUUCAAGGAGAAAUUCCCCCACAUUAGGCUCACGCUCAGCAAGAUAAGGAGCUUGAAGAGGGAGAUAAAGAAGCUGGCCCUGGAUGAGUGUGGUUACGAGGAGCCCACGGUGGCCAUGGCUUUCGUCUACUUUGAAAAACUCGUUCUUCAAGGCAAACUCAACAAGCAGAACCGUAAACUGUGUGCAGGAGCUUGUGUCCUUCUGGCGGCGAAGAUCGGUGGUGAUCUCAAGAAACAUGAAGUCAAACACUUGAUAGACAAACUGGAGGAGAGGUUCCGGGUGAACCGCCGGGAGCUGAUCGCCUUCGAGUUCCCUGUCCUGGUGGCGCUGGAGUUCAACCUGCACCUGCCCGAACAGGAGGUCAUGCCCCACUACAGACGCCUGCUGCAGACCACCUAGCAUUGGUGACCCAUCAGGAGGACGACCACCAUGUUCUCCUGAUCCACAUCCCUCGGUAUCCCUCCUCUCACCUUCCUCCUCCUCCUCCUCCUCCUCCUCCUCCUCCUCCUCAAGGUUGUCACUCAACUGCGGCAGGUCCUCGCUUUGACAACCCUCUCCUUCAUCUCAGAGACCUGGAAUCAGCCAAAGGGACACGCAUUUUUAAAGAGACUUUUUUCCAUUUAUCGACUUCUACAUUCAUAAUCACUACAUGGACUUGUGGAAGAUAGAGUUCAAUCGUAGCUGUUUUUCUAGUUUGACAUCUCUUCAUCUUCACUUUGUGUAUUUUAGACUUCUCUUGUUGCUCCAGAGAGCUGCUUUUCAUUUGAAUCUUGAAUUUUUCUCUCACAGUUAAAGCAACCAAUGAUUGUAGGUAUUUUUUUUUAUCAUCUCUCGUCAUUUAUCUCCUUGUAGACUUUGGUAGGAUCGGUUGCCUCCUGAGCUGCAUCAAACCUGAACCAGAGCCUUUCAAGUGGCUGGUUUGGGCUGGACUGUUAUUCCUCAGAGAUUGUUUUUGCAAGUCAUCGUCUUAAAAGUGCACUUUUUGAAAAACUGCAAAUCGGAGGCCCAACGGGGACAUGAUAUUUUUUUCAGACUUUUAAUGAGCUCGGGAACUAACCUUGAGAAAUGGUUCUCGAGCGCCACACGCGUCAUUCCGCCUUUGAUUCGUUCCUCCAUCUUGUGUUGUAUUCAAUAUUUCUCAAGCCACAAGUAUCCACAUGAUUGUUGAGAUGGGACUUCUCCUCUUUUCCACUCAUUUUCUACCAGUCAGACACUUGCCCCGGGCUCACAGAGACCAGACCCACUUUGAUCAGUGUCCAAUUUCCCGUGCUCUAUGUUAGAGUGUAUCGUGAGCACGUUUACGGUGCUACACUGGGGUCGAGACGAGUGGUUCCCGAGUGCAAACCAUCAACCAGUGUCGAGGAUCGGCAGCAGGGCGCUCUCGUGUGGAGAGAGAAUGUCCUUAACCUUGUGGAUGCGGGUUAAGACCCUGUGCCGGUGAUCCUGCUGAAGGGUCCUUGAGCAAGACACCGAGUAGCUCCAGGCUUUAGGGACACUGCUCGUUGCCUGACCUCUGAGGAGGAGACAAAACGAAACGAGACCCUGAUGAGGAUCAAUCAUUUGCAUAGAAUGUUGAAAAAUUGAUUGUUGUUUAGGAAAAUAAACACAGAAAUUUAGGGGGGAAAUUGUGCCAAUAUGACCAAUUUAAAAAGUAUUAUUCCAUUUACUUGGCAUGUAUCUCAACUUGAUUGCUUUUUUAUUUCCUUGAAAUCUUCACACAAAACCACAGAGUAUUGAGCAGCCACCAGAUCAGGAACAUACAGUCGACCUCCUGGUGUUUACCGCUGAUAUUUGAAGGUAUUUGAGCUGAAAUGAUCACAAAACCAAAUUUUGUAGAGAUGAACGCAUGGAUUGUGCUGAUUGAAGGUGGGAAAACUAUACCAAGUUUCUUUCUGAUUGCAAGCCCAAAGAUUUCGCUGUAAGAUGCACUCUGACUCUGUGAGGAGACACUCACGGGCGACACUCACUACCUGUGUAUGUUUGUAAAUAAACUGCUUUGCUUGUUCAAUCAAACAUAA
This is a messenger RNA of Pleuronectes platessa (European plaice), 3312 nucleotides long. It is a transcript of the gene cables1, whose product is annotated as Cdk5 and Abl enzyme substrate 1. The transcript has 10 exons. Bases 38 to 1693 code for a protein of 551 amino acids. Lineage: Eukaryota; Metazoa; Chordata; Actinopteri; Pleuronectiformes; Pleuronectidae. Gene Ontology annotation, biological process: nervous system development; regulation of cell cycle. Gene Ontology annotation, cellular component: cytosol. The record is from RefSeq and is a predicted model, not a curated record.